Messenger RNA from Pocillopora verrucosa, 2086 nucleotides. The record is from RefSeq and is a predicted model, not a curated record. NCBI's taxonomy places the organism in Eukaryota, Metazoa, Cnidaria, Anthozoa, Scleractinia, Pocilloporidae.
CCAUAUUUCCAUGAAUUCUCUCCGUGAGAGCCUCCAACAAUUCAUGUUGAAGCGUUUUGUCGAUCUUUUGACCCGGACACAAUAAAGUAUGCCUCAAGGCGAUAAAGGACACUUUGAUUCAUUUCUUCAAAAAGUACGGGAAGGAACCCGGGAUGAAGUAGAACGAACCCUGGAUUUGGAUGGGGAUGGAGAGCAGGAAGCAACUGAAAGAAGCUACCGCCAGAAACUGUCUGACGCCCUUGAAGAAGGAGACGCCUAUAAGGUCUGGAAACUUCUAUCGAAUGAAGAAUUCAAAAACAUACCGCAUCUUAAGGACUUAAAUGAAGUUUCCAAAUCCGUUGCCGACAGAGAGGAAGUCAAGGAUUGGUUAUGUAAGUUUAUCUACUCCGAAUUGAAUAGCCUCCGCGAGAACAACGGGAAGGAAGAUUUGCCGAGCGAAGAAGAUCGAUUAAACCUAGAUAUUCAAAGCAACCCUCUGUGCUUAAGUCUGGAAUGGCUGUGGAGGAAUAAUCCACAGUCUCCUCAGCACGAGGAAAGCGAGAAAGGAAGCAUAAUUGAAGCCGCUCUUGAUAAUGCUUUUCUACUGGAAAAAAUGGCUUCGUACGAAAAUCACUUCAGCCAUGAUAAAUACAUGGAUCGUGCAGAGGAAUGUGAAAAGUUUGCCAUAGACAUCGUUGAGCAAGUAAACGACAACAAAGAGCUGCUGCACAAAGUCAUGGAUAUCGACGGAGAGGGAGCUUUGGUGAAGAAGGAGUCCAAUGAUUUUAUUCGUAGCUUGAGUCUGCUCAAGAUGGCUGCUAAUAAAGAGCGCAAAAUGUUUGUGGCAAGCCCAAACUGUCAAUUUGUUCUUGACGAAGUCAUCUACCGCGGAUAUCCUGGUUGGCGAAAUAGGGGAAUCGGGAUUAAAGCAGCCUGGUGCUUGCUCCAACUUUUACUCGUCAGCCUUACGAUCCCUUUUUACAUUCCACUAAAGUUAAUUCGCAAGAAUUUCCCGUGCUGCAGAUUUGAUUCCCACUGGCUGAGAAAGCUGUAUGAGCAUCCUUACUCGAAGUUUCUUAACCACACCAUGUCAUACAUUAUAUUUCUGGCUUUAAUCUUUGGGUCAUCUUUUGAGUACAAGUAUGUGCCUGGCAGAGCAGGCCUUACGUGGAUUGAUUUGGUUAUAAUGCCCUUCGUCCUUGGCCUACUAAUACAGGAAAUCGUGGAAGCCUGGAGGCAAGGUGCUUUCAUUUACUUCUCAAAGUGGUGGAAUGUUGUUGAUACAGUGAUUAUCCUCACAUUCAUGGGGGCCUACGGUCUAUGGUUGAUCGCGUGGGGCGUUUACGGAGAGUGGAAGCCUGAAAAAAAAGUUUUCAUCUAUGCAGAUGGCAUUUAUGCCAGUGCUUGCGUCGUGGCCUAUUUUCACUUGGCACACUUUUUCCAGGUCAAUUCAACGCUGGGUCCCUUACAGCUGUCACUUUACAAAAUGCUGAGAGAUGUCCUUAAGUUUCUUGCCAUCUUUCUCCUUCUCUACUUUGCGUUUGCUACUGGGGUGGCCAAGAUUUACUCGUACUAUGAAGCCUCUCAAAGAGAGCUCCAAAAGCGGGACACCGAAACCACUGACUACCAACUUUCUCAUCCAUUUUCAUUACAUACCAACACUUUCAUUGUCUUGUUCUGGUUGCUGUUUGGUGGUGGUGGACAGGAAGAGAGCAUUUCAGUGCAGGAUCAAGAUUUCACUCUCAUAACCAAGUUUGGUCGCGUAUUUAUGGGAGCCUACGUCAUAUGUACCAUCCUUGUUGCCCUCAGCAUGCUGAUUGCUAUGAUGAACGACACAUUCCACGAAAUCAAGAAAAACGCUGUUGUAGAGUGGAAAUUCUCAAGAACCCAGAUGUGGCUGGAAUGGAUCGACAAAGGCAACUCUGUUCCGGUUCCAUUCAAUAUUCUAUAUGAGGUUCUGUACAUUUUCUUUUGGUUUUGGUGCGGCUGUCGUGAAUCACUGUGUUUCAAAUGCAAAGAGAAUAACCAAGUCUCAAGAGAAGGUAUUCCCGGAUGCAAUUUUGAAAUAUGUGACGGCAGCAAGGACUCAGAAACUUCCGAUAAGAAG